AUGGUUCGUCACAAGAAAGACAACUCAUUCUCCAAAGCUAAAAAGUUCUCUACGAAACCCCGAUACACAGCCCGCUCUGGUCGAGAAGACGGGGCAGAUGGUGGCGUGUCGGAGCGCCCUCCUUUCAAGGCAGCUUGCUGGGACUUUGGCCAUUGCGAUGCGAAACGUUGCAGUGGGAAGAGACUCAUGCAUUUUGGCAUGAUGCGAGAAUUACCCAUAGGUCAAAAGUAUCCCGGCGUUGUCAUUUCGCCAAACGCUAAGCGUGUACUAUCACCUGCAGACCGUGACCUACUGGAGCAACACGGUGCCGCAGUCGUGGAAUGUUCCUGGGCCAGAGUCCAGGAGAUCCCCUGGUCAAGAAUCGGUGGAAAAUGUGAACGACUCCUGCCUUAUCUCGUUGCCGCAAACCCCGUCAACUAUGGGAGGCCGUGGCGGCUGAAUUGCGUCGAAGCACUUGCGGCAUGUUUUUGUAUUUGUGGCCAUGAAGACUGGGCGGAGAUUGUCCUGCAGCAUUUUCCAUACGGCAAGCCUUUUCUUGAAAUCAAUUCACAGCUCUUCAAGCGUUACUCGGCAUGUCAAAAUGAAGAGGAAAUCCAAAGCGCGGAAGAAACGUGGCUUGCCAAACUGGAAAAGGAAUAUGCAGACAGCCGCCUAAAUAAGGGCGCCACAGAUGGAGAAGACGACGACUGGGCAGGAGGGAACAUGAACAGAAGAGAUGUUCCGGACACUGACGAGGAUAAGUCCGUCGAUGAAGAACAUCCAAAAUCCGAUUCCAACGAGGACGACGAGAGCAAUUUACUACAACAGAGUAUGCCAUUGAAUCUACCACCAGACGAAGAUGAAGAAGCCGAGAUGGCGGAAAUCAGACGCAAAAUCCUGGCAUCAAAGCCAUUUACAGACUCACUGGGUCCCGCCGAGACACGCAAAAAGGAGGCUCAACAAACCGAAAGGAUGCCCCACGAAAAUGGCCUGGCAUCGACCACGGAACCACCACUUCACCAUGAUUCCGACGCCGAAUCGGGCUCUGGAGAAGAAGACUACGACGACUUUGAUCAGAUCGCAAACGCCACGCCCGUAACAGACCGUACAGGAAUAGCUGCACGGGAGAGGCAGAAGAAGCUAGAGCAAGCGAGUGCAUCAUUCUCACGCACCAUCGUUUCGGCACCGAAGAAAUGGUAA
Messenger RNA from Rhinocladiella mackenziei CBS 650.93, 1179 nucleotides. RefSeq lists its product as uncharacterized. Gene Ontology annotation, molecular function: rRNA small subunit aminocarboxypropyltransferase activity. Lineage: Eukaryota; Fungi; Ascomycota; Eurotiomycetes; Chaetothyriales; Herpotrichiellaceae. The record is from RefSeq and is a predicted model, not a curated record. The coding region runs from base 1 to 1179 and encodes 392 amino acids. Gene Ontology annotation, biological process: maturation of SSU-rRNA. The transcript has 2 exons.